Messenger RNA from Elaeis guineensis (African oil palm), 2162 nucleotides. RefSeq lists its product as uncharacterized. Gene Ontology annotation, molecular function: promoter-specific chromatin binding; protein binding. Lineage: Eukaryota; Viridiplantae; Streptophyta; Magnoliopsida; Arecales; Arecaceae. The record is from RefSeq and is a predicted model, not a curated record. Gene Ontology annotation, cellular component: nucleus.
ACCACGCUUCACAGGUCCUGUCUCUCUUCUGAAUGCAACGAAGACUAGACUUCUCUGUUCUCCCCCUCUCCCACUCUAAAUAAACCCCAAACCCUUGCACACGAGAUCCGACCUAUUAGUUGUUACCACUAGGGAGCGAGCGUGAUCUCAUUCUUGAUCGGAAGAAGAGAGCGAGAGCGAGAGAGAGAAGGAUGGAGGAGAAGGGGGAGGAAUCGGAGGCGGAGAGGGAGAAGCCGGCUAUGGAUCCGGAGUUCUGGAGCUGUCUCCUCCAGCCGCAGAUCGGCCACAACGACCCCGACUACGUCGGGAUCCGCCGCCUCCUCCUUCACCGCAAGGCUCAGUCCUCGCCGGCAAUCGAUCUCCGGAAGGAAUGGAGAUGCAAUGGCAGAGGGUACGUGGCGUAUCGGAAUUUCAUUCGUAGGCCAAGGAAUUGGGACAGUUCCGCUAACCAGAGCCAGACGAGUACCCCAGGGAACAGUGGGCGCUGGGCUUCAUCUCCAGGCCCACAGUCUAUUCUGUUUGAGGCAGACAGCCGGAGUUCUAGCAGGUACCAUUUUUUUCCUGAAGGACUUAAGAGUUUCCAGCCAACCUUUUAGCCAUCGUGCAAGUUUCAGCUCGAGCAUAGGUGAUGCUGAGCGUCAGGUUCGAUUCGUUGAACCUGCAUAUUCAUUUGUUGGAAUGCACUGCAUCUUUGACAACUGCAAAGCUUCAGUAACAAUCUUAAAAUUUGGGCAUAUGAGUUCCGAUUUACUUGCAUAUGGUGCAUCAGAUGGAAACCUGACAAUUUGUCAUGUCUCUGACCCACCAUCCAUCCUUCAGCAAUUAAGAGGACAUUCAAAAGCCAUCACAGAUUUUGAUUUUUCAUCUAACAAUCAGUACAUUGCUUCAUCCUCAAUGGAUAAGACUGUCCGAGUCUGGGAAAUAUCUAAAGGUCACUGCAUUCGAGUAAUAUAUGGAGUUUCUUCCCAAUUAUCCAUUCGCUUCCACCCGGUGAAUAACAACUUGUUUUCAGUUGGCAAUGCAAACAAAGAAAUCAAUGUUAUCAAUUUUAGCACCGGUCGGGUUAUUAACAAACUUCUCUUUGAGAAUGAAAUAACAGCUAUGGAUAAUGAUCAUACUGGUCAGCUUAUUUUUGCUGGCGAUGGACAGGGAUGCAUAUACACUAUUAGCAUGAACUCCCAUACAGGGUCCAUAUCCAGAUCCCAUCGUAAUAGGAGUAGCAGGAGCAAAUCUCCAAUCACAACUGUGCAGUAUCGUACUUUUUCUCUUGUGGCACGAGGUCCUGUACUUCUUAUAUGUUCUCAAGAUGGAAACAUUUAUUUCUUCAGUGUUGCCUUGGAGGUGCAAGGGUAUUUGACUCUUCUGUGCUCUCUCAAAUUAUCUCCCCGGGUGCACAGUAUUCGCGCUUCUUUCUGCCCUCUACUUUCUCUUGAAAAAGGGGAAUUUAUAGUUUCUGGCAGUGAGGAUUCAAAUGUUUACUUCUAUGAUUUAACUCGGCCAAAGCACACAUGCGUAAAUAAGCUGCAGGGGCAUGGUUCUUCAGUUAUAGGAGUUGCCUGGAAUCAUGGGGAGAACUUGUUGGCCUCAUCGGAUUCAGAUGGAACAGUGAUUGUUUGGAAGCGAGCAAAGACAACUUGACUCUUCUGUGCACUGCCCUGGAAUCCUAUUGAUCAAUGCAGCCAAACAUGGCAAUAAUCACAGAGACAAGUUGACAGCAUCAUUGCAAUAGCAUAUCCUUUCUGUAAUCUGCACAGGUGUCGUCUGGAAAAAUUAAUUGCAAUAGCAUAUCCUUUCUUUAAUCUGCACAGAUGUGGUUUCUAAAAAUGACAGCUUCAAUUUUUCAGGUCAAGCCUUAUGCCUAUAGGUAACCAGAGUACGGAAAACUUAUCUUGGUAUUUGUUGUUGUAUAAUUUUUUUUUUUUCUGUCCUCUUAUUUUGUGUUGCUAUUGGGGUUUUUUCAAUUUUAGUAUUGUAAAGAACGUCUAGUAUUGAAUACAGUGGAAAGAAUGGUUUAGACAAACUUCAACAUUUUUACAACUUCAUGCUGUUUGUUCUAGUGCAUAUCACCAGUCACUAGCAUCAAACAUGAGCACGUCAACUGGAUAUUGUUCUCCCUUUUUGGUUCAGGCGUAUUUUUGGUAAAUAAAGGACAAGUCGUUGUU